Choloepus didactylus (southern two-toed sloth) is the source of this 1044-nucleotide messenger RNA. It is a transcript of the gene CLPP, whose product is annotated as caseinolytic mitochondrial matrix peptidase proteolytic subunit. Gene Ontology annotation, cellular component: endopeptidase Clp complex. The transcript has 6 exons. The record is from RefSeq and is a predicted model, not a curated record. Gene Ontology annotation, molecular function: ATPase binding; ATP-dependent peptidase activity; serine-type endopeptidase activity. The coding region runs from base 39 to 911 and encodes 290 amino acids. NCBI's taxonomy places the organism in Eukaryota, Metazoa, Chordata, Mammalia, Pilosa, Megalonychidae. Gene Ontology annotation, biological process: protein quality control for misfolded or incompletely synthesized proteins.
GCCAGCGGACGGAAGCGGAGACGUAAGUGUGCGGCGGAAUGUGGCCCGGCGUAUUAGUGGGGGGGCCCCGGGUGGCAGCAGGCAAGUGCCCCGCGCUGGGGCCUCUCCUCGCCGCGAGCUUCUCCCCGCCGCAGCGGCCGCCCCAGCGGAUCCCGGAGACGCGCCUGGCCCCGCAGCGGAGCCUGCACGCGACGGCGGCCCGGGCUCUCCCGCUCAUUCCCAUCGUGGUGGAGCAGACGGGUCGAGGCGAGCGCGCUUAUGACAUCUACUCGCGGCUGCUGCGGGAGCGAAUCGUGUGCGUCAUGGGUCCCAUCGACGACAGCCUUGCCAGCCUGGUUAUCGCGCAGCUCCUCUUCCUGCAGUCGGAGAGCAACAAGAAACCCAUCCACAUGUACAUCAACAGCCCUGGCGGCGUGGUGACCUCGGGCCUGGCCAUCUACGACACGAUGCAGUACAUCCUGAACCCCAUCUGCACAUGGUGCGUGGGCCAGGCCGCCAGCAUGGGCUCCCUCCUCCUCGCUGCUGGCUCCCCGGGCAUGCGCCACUCGCUCCCCAACUCCCGCAUCAUGAUCCACCAGCCCUCCGGGGGUGCCCGGGGCCAAGCCACAGACAUCGCCAUCCAGGCUGAGGAGAUCAUGAAACUGAAGAAGCAACUCUACAGCAUCUAUGCCAAACACACCAAACAGAGCCUGCAGGUGAUCGAGUCGGCCAUGGAGAGGGACCGCUACAUGAGCCCCAUGGAAGCACAGGAGUUUGGCAUCUUGGACAAAGUCCUGGUCCACCCUCCCCAGGACGGGGAGGAUGAGCCCGAGCUGGUGCAGAAGGAGCCCACGGCGGCGGCAGUGGAGGCGGCAGACACCCCCCGGGGCAAGCACCUAAGUGCCAGACCUCCCCCUCCAGAGGAAAGCUGAGGGGCCAGGCGCCAGUGAGCUGGACCCUGAGCCUGGUGCCCCUGGAGGAACUCUUGGAUUUGGGGGUGCCCCUAAGGGUGGGGCACCCUCACUGAGAUACUGUGAUUUUAAAUUAAAUCUUCACUGUCUUUGC